ACAACACAAAUAUCAUGGAAACCGCACACUGCUCUGAGCAACAGUUACCUUCCGGAGCUGAUGACAUGUUCAAGAUAUUGAAGCUCCACACUUUAUGUAAUUGGCAAGAACGAUAGACGACUCGACAGUUGCCUUCGAUACUCUAUUGCUGCUGGGAAGAAAGUUGUAGAGGCUGCUGAUCUUGGUGCCGAUAAGCGCUCAAAGGUCUUUGACGAGGAGUUUCUAUUUGGGAUGUUGUCAAAUUAUUUGAGGCAUGUAUAAGAACCAAUUGCAAGAGUUGGCUCAGAGAAGUUGCUUCAAUUUGCCAUCUUAUUCAUGCAUCCGAGAAGGACCAGACCAUGCCCCUCGAUUCAAAGCAACUGUCAACUUCAGUGGAGAAACUUUUGAAAGUCCUACAUUUUGCUCUACUCUUAGACAGGCAGAACAUGCUGCAGCAGAAGUAGCAUUGAACACACUUGCAAAAAGAGGCCCUUCCAGAGCAUUGGCUGCAAGAGUAUUGGAUGAAACUGGAGUUUACAAGAACUUACUUCAGGAAACUGCUCAUAGAGCUGGGUUGAACCUUCCUGUUUAUACGACUGUUCGAUCUGGACCAGGCCAUGUUCCUGUGUUCUCAUGUACAGUUGAGCUAGCAGGAAUGAGCUUUAUGGGGGAACCAUCUAGGACAAAGAAACAAGCUCAGAAAAAUGCUGCGAUGGCUGCUUGGACAGCCCUGAAAAAAUUGGCUGGACGUGGCUCAACUUCUUCAGCGGAGUCUAGAGGCAAUGAAGAACAAGAACAAGUAAUUAUUGCUCGUAUUCUUGGAAGUUUUCGGCCAUCAGAUUCUAAAAAUACUCAAAGUGAUCGCCGACAUGGACAGCAGACAUACAUUCCCAUCUACAACAAAUCUACCCUGCCAUCACCAAGCUUAUAUCCUAUGCAAUUCCAGAACUGGGCUUAUUCUAAUUAUUCCCCUGAAAUAGCAAUGUAUGAAUUGUGGCAGCAAGAGCAAGUAUUACAGCAACAAAAUCGCCUGCUGCCGCUUCCUAUUUCACUAGCUACUCCAUCUAUUCCUCAGAUGUUUCCAUUUAUGCAAUCUGUGCUCCACCCUGAUCACUGUCUAUACUUUCCAGCAAGGGGGCAACAGUCAACCUCUGCGGGACCUAGAAUUACAAUUGCUACCUCAGGCCCAUCAUUCUGCUUCUCAAACCAUUUAGUUCCUAACCCAAUCAGGGGCAAGUCCACAGUGACUAUUCAAGAGAUACAGGAAGAAAAGCCAGAAGAAUCACCCGAGUACUCUCCAUCUGUAGUGUCAGAUCCCUUUAGUCCUGGAAACAGCGGCACUGAACUACGAAUCCAGGAACAAGUUCAGGAUGAGAAACAGAAGCUUGGUGAGUUAGGAAGCAAAGUUGGAAGCCUUCAGCUGGAAUGCAACCCAACUGGGCAAUUUGGAUGGCCUCACCCUAGGAUCAUGGAUUCUAGUUUUAAGCCAGUUGACUUUGGAUUACAAAGGCCUCAUGGCUUUGACUCUUGUAGGCCCAAUUUGAGACCCCAAAAUCCUCCAAGAGUAAGUACUCCUACAAACCUAAGACCACAAUUUGCUGCAGAUCCUGUAAUAAUGAGAACUGUAAGCCCUGCUUCUUCACUGGGGUCAAGACCACAAAAUUUCCCAAGCAGGAUUCCUGCUCCACCAAGAAUGAGAACUGGGAUUCCUUCGUCUUCAGCCGCACCCAUGCCUGAAAGAAUAGAACUGGGAGGACUACGACCUAGCUUCAUGGCACCAGCUGUUCGAAUUAGAUCAGUUGUACCGGUUUGUUCAGCUCCACCAGCAAGAAAAAUGCCAAGUUCUAGCCAGAGGAGAGAGUUACCAAACAUGGAGAAGAAAGAUACCAAUCAAGAAGACAUGUCAAAAGCAAGUUGAGUGCUUAGUAAACUUCAUAUAUGAUUCAAGUAUAGAUAAUACAGAAGUCCUAUUAGUUUUUUGGUAGUUUAUGUUGUGAGCCAUUGAUGCUUCUGCAAAGUAAUUACAAAUAAAGCAGUAGUUUAUUUUUAUUUUUUGGAAUUCCUUGUAUAAAUUUGAGAUCAGAUUCUUUGAGCUUUAUCAGGAUUGAGACAUUUAUUCUUAUUUUUCAAAGUACGUGAGUGAUAUAUGUACUGGCUAAAGGUGGAGAGAAAUAUAGCUUUGUGUUUUUAUA
Messenger RNA from Prunus avium (sweet cherry), 2171 nucleotides. Its product is annotated as double-stranded RNA-binding protein 2. The record is from RefSeq and is a predicted model, not a curated record. Gene Ontology annotation, molecular function: double-stranded RNA binding. NCBI's taxonomy places the organism in Eukaryota, Viridiplantae, Streptophyta, Magnoliopsida, Rosales, Rosaceae.